CUACGUUGCCAGCGCUUUGUUUUCACCAACUUGAUAGCUCUCAGUCGCGCAACUGAGACGCUGAAGUUAAAGGAGAACAUUUUUCGCCCUUCUAGCGACUUUCGUGCUGCUUUUGCCAAGUGGAAGUUUGUGCUUUGUCGUUCCACGAUGGUGAAAGUGUCUUUUAACUCGGCCUUUUCGCAGAAAGAUGUCAAAAAGGACGCGGAAACGCUGAUUUCGGAGGAGGACAAAGAUGCGGAGGCUGCACUUCCUGUGCGUGGACAGUCUCGGGCCUGGUGCUGGUGCAUGUGCCUGGGUCUGGGCCUCAUGCUGUCUGGGAUGGUGGUGGCCGGAGCCUACCUGUACCGCUACUACAUCCUGGAGGAGGGCCAGGUGUUUGUGUGCGGGGUCAACUACCGCGAGGAGGACCUGACCAUGGCCCAACUGGAGAAGGUGGACGUGGAUCUUCCAAUCCCUCUGAGACAGCUGGAGGAGAGAAUCCGGGUGCUGGAGAGGGAACAGGUGGCGCUCAUUCACGUGCCCGUGCCCGACUUUGAGGAGGGAGACCCCGCAGACAUCAUCCACGACUUCCAGAGGAUGCUGACCGUCUACCUGGACCUGAACCUGAACAGGUGUUACGUCAUCGCGCUCAACACCUCAAUCGUCAUGCCGCCACGAGACUUCCUGGACCUGCUGGUCAAUAUCAAGUCUGGCACCUACCUGCCCCAGUCCUACCUGCUGCACGAGGACAUGGUGGUCACGGAGCGCCUGGAGCACGUGGACCAGCUGGGAUACUUCAUCCAUAAGAUGUGUCGCGGCAAGGACACCUUCAAGCUGCAGCGCCGGGACAGGAUUCUGGGUAUGCAGAAGCGGGCGGUGCUGAACUGCCACAAGAUUCGUCACUUUGAGAACAAGUUUGUGGUGGAGACUGAGAUCUGUGAGAUGUGAUCCAGCAUUUCUCUCAGCAUACUUUCACUUUCACUUUCUACAUACAGUUGGGCCAGAAACCAAGCAGUAGCAACAUCAGUACUACGAUAGUAUUCAAUACUGUAGUGUCAAUACUAUUGUAGUAUUACUACAUUAGUACUGAAUACUAUUGUAGUAUUCACUACUACAGUAGUAUUCAGUACUACAGUAUUCAAUACUAUUGUAGUAGUACUACGUUAGUAUUGAAUACUAUUGUAGUAUUCACUACUACAGUAGUAUUGAAUACUACAAUAGUAUUCAGUACUACAGUCAUAAUACUACAGUAGUGUCAGCCCUGGAUGCGACCAAUCAGAGCGCUGGUUUAGUAUGGUGGCCUCUGAUUGGCUGAGGCAACCUCACUAUUUAGGAUGAAUGGAGUGUAAAGAUGACUCAACAUAUUUAGAAGGUUGUUUUGUCCCAACUCUGGAAAUACUCCAUGAGAAUGAUUCAUUUGUAAUUCGUUAAUAAACAACAUGAUGAUUCAUUUAUAAUUCAAGAAUAAACAACAUCUUUCCUUUCCUGCUGGA
Nerophis ophidion (straightnose pipefish) is the source of this 1472-nucleotide messenger RNA. RefSeq names its product integral membrane protein 2B-like. Gene Ontology annotation, biological process: negative regulation of amyloid precursor protein biosynthetic process. Bases 148 to 927 code for a protein of 259 amino acids. Gene Ontology annotation, molecular function: amyloid-beta binding. Gene Ontology annotation, cellular component: extracellular exosome; plasma membrane; Golgi apparatus. The transcript has 7 exons. Lineage: Eukaryota; Metazoa; Chordata; Actinopteri; Syngnathiformes; Syngnathidae. The record is from RefSeq and is a predicted model, not a curated record.